AUGGAGAUCAGCGUGCUCCUCCUGCUUGCUCUCCUCUUGGGACUCUUGGUUCUCUUGGCCAGAGGCCGCCCAAAGGCCAAAGGCCACCUCCCGCCAGGACCCCGUCCUCUGCCCUUCUUGGGGAACCUUCUGCAGAUGGACAGAAGAGGCCUACUCAAAUCCAUCCUGAGGCUCCAAGAGAAAUAUGGGGACGUCUUUAUGGUGUACCUGGGUCCAAGGCCUGUGGUCAUGCUGUGUGGGACAGAGGCCAUCCGGGAGGCCCUGGUGGACCAAGCUGAGGCCUUCUCUGGCCGAGGAAAAAUCGCUGUUGUUGAGGAAGUCAUCCAGGGAUAUGGUGUGGUUUUUGCCAACGGGGAACGUUGGAGGACCCUUCGCCGAUUCUCUCUGGCCACCUUGAGGGACUUCGGGAUGGGAAAGCGGAGUGUGGAGGAGCGGAUUCAGGAGGAGGCUCAGUGUCUGUUGGAGGAGCUGCGGAAUACCAAGGGAGCCUUCCAGGAUCCCACCUUCUUCUUCCAAGCCAUCACCGCCAACGUCAUCUCCUCCAUUGUCUUUGGAAAACGCUUCUCCUACAGAGAUCCUGAGUUCCUGCGGCUCCUGGACUUGUUUUACCAGUCCUUUGCACUCAUCAGCUCCUUCUCCAGCCAGGUGUUUGAGCUCUUCCCCAACUUCCUGAAGCACUUUCCUGGCACACACAGGCAAGUCUACAAAAUCCUGCAGGAAAUCAACGCCUUCAUUGCCCGCAGUGUGGAGGAGCACCGUAAAACCCUGGACCCCAGCAACCCCCGGGACAUCAUUGAUACGUACCUGCUGCGCAUGGACAAAGAGAAGUCUGACCCAAACAGUGAGUUCCACGAGCAGAACCUCAUCCUCAAUACUCUCGCGCUCUUCUUCGGGGGCACUGAGACCACCAGCACCACUCUCCGCUAUGGAUUCCUGCUUAUGCUCAAAUACCCCCACAUCACAGAGAGAAUCCACAAGGAGAUUGAUCAGGUGAUUGGCUCACAACGCCCUCCAGCCCUCGAUGACCGAGCCAAAAUGCCAUACACUGACGCAGUCAUCCAUGAGAUUCAGAGAUUCUCGGACCUCCUCCCCAUGAGCCUGCCCCACGUGGUCACCAAAGACACUUACUUCCGAGGGUACAUCAUCCCGAAGGGCACUGAAGUUUAUCCCAUUCUGAGCUCUGCUCUCCAUGACCCACGUUACUUUGAAAAACCAGACGCCUUCAACCCUGACCACUUUCUGGAUGCCAAUGGGGCACUGAAGAAGAAUGAAGCUUUUAUUCCCUUCUCCACAGGGAAGCGCGUUUGUCUCGGCGAAGGCAUUGCUCGUAUGGAAUUAUUCCUCUUCUUCACCACCAUCCUCCAGAACUUCUCUGUUGUCAGCCCCGUGGCUCCUGAGAACAUCGACUUCACUCCCCUGGAGAAUGGUGUGGGCAAACUGCCCCCAAAGUACCAGAUCAGCUUCCUGCCCCGCCGAGGGCACUGAGGGAAGGGAGUUGAAGGAUUCCAGGGUCAUAAAGUAUCCCCACCUCUGCAGAGAAUGUCCCCUGACUGUCUCCAUGUCUUCCUACC
This is a messenger RNA of Ceratotherium simum simum (southern white rhinoceros), 1571 nucleotides long. Its product is annotated as cytochrome P450 2B11-like. Gene Ontology annotation, cellular component: intracellular membrane-bounded organelle; cytoplasm. NCBI's taxonomy places the organism in Eukaryota, Metazoa, Chordata, Mammalia, Perissodactyla, Rhinocerotidae. The record is from RefSeq and is a predicted model, not a curated record. Gene Ontology annotation, molecular function: heme binding; oxidoreductase activity, acting on paired donors, with incorporation or reduction of molecular oxygen, reduced flavin or flavoprotein as one donor, and incorporation of one atom of oxygen; iron ion binding. Gene Ontology annotation, biological process: xenobiotic metabolic process; epoxygenase P450 pathway.